GCCUGUCGUCUUCUCCGAGGAAUGCCAAAACUGCCGCUUGAAGGAUUCCUGCUCACACCGGUGCAAAGAAUAUGUCGUUAUCCGUUGCAGUUAUCCGAGUUAUUGAAAGCCACACCGCAGACUCACUGCGACAGGGAGCCUGUCCAAGCAGCCGCUUCCGCGAUGAAAAGUGUUGCCGCGCAAAUUAAUGAAAAGAAACGACGACUGGAAGGACUACAGAAAAUCGCUCUCUGGCAAAUGAACGUUGAAGGAUGGCGGUCAUUGGUGCUUUGCAAAAAAGAUCUCAUUAAGCGUAAUUUCUAUUUAUUCCGUGAUCAAAUUUCGCUUAAUUUGGCAACAUUCUUGGACUGCGAUGAUGGAAAAGAUUCGUCAACGGGCCUCAACCUGAAAAAUUCAUGGAAAUUGCUUAUGAUCGGUAAAGAAAUGAUAUUCACCUGCAAGGACCGAGUUGCAAAACAAUCCUGGGUUGAGCAUCUACGACGACCAUUUAAUUAUUCGCCAGCAACACCAGAAGAGCGACGGCUGGUGCGCGAAACGGUCUGUCGAACUUCAAAGGUUGCCAUGCCUGUCAACCUCUAA
Messenger RNA from Gongylonema pulchrum, 579 nucleotides. Lineage: Eukaryota; Metazoa; Nematoda; Chromadorea; Rhabditida; Gongylonematidae. The record is from the annotation of a GenBank genome assembly.